CUGGAGCACAAUGACAUCCCAGGUCUCAAAAACAGUCCUGCGCCUGCAGGCUGAGGACGUCCAGGCACUGAAAGAGGGAAUUAACUUCAAGAAAAACCCAGAGAAUGGCAAAUGUUACAUCAUUUACAAAGUCAAAGACAAACUACGAGCGUGUAGAAACCAGUGCAAACACCAGGGUGGACUUUUCAUUAAAGAUAUAGAGGACAUGUCCAGGAGCACAGUGCGCUGUAAUAAACACUACUGGAAACUUAACGUGGCCACCAUGGAGUAUGUCAACCCUCCAGACAGCUUCAUGCAAGAUGAACUCGAGGCAGUGCUGUCAGACACUGACGGUAGUUUAGAGCUGGUUGAGUUGAAUCCUCCAGACCCCUGGACCGCAGAGCCGAGAGAAGCACAAGAGCUACACGCGGGAGAGAUCACGCUGACAUACAUCACGCACGCGUGUAUGGAGCUUAAAGCGGGGAACAAGACGAUGAUGUUUGACCCGUGGCUCACUGGACCAGCGUUUGCCAGAGGCUGGUGGCUCGCUCAUGAACCUCCAUCUGAUGCCAUGGACAGACUCAGUCAGGCAGAUCUCAUUUACAUCAGCCACAUGCAUUCAGAUCACCUGAGCUACCCAACUUUGCGACGUCUUUCCAAAAAGCGUCCAGAUAUUCCCAUUUAUGUCGGAAACACUUCACGGCCGGUGUUCUGGUAUCUGGAGAAAAGUGGAGUGAAUUUAACAAACAUCAACGUGGUGCCGUUCGGGGUAUGGCAGAAUGUCGAUGAUCACCUGAGAUUUAUGAUUCUGAUGGACGGAGUUCAUCCUGAGAUGGACACCUGCUUGAUCGUGGAGUAUAAAGGUCACAUGAUCCUGAAUACGGUGGACUGCACCAGACCAAACAAUGGACGUCUUCCCCACGGUGUUGACGUGAUGAUGAGCGACUUCGCUGGCGGCGCCUCCGGUUUCCCCAUGACCUUCCACGGCGGCAAGUACACUGAAAGCUGGAAGGCGGUUUUCAUCAAGAAUGAGAGGAAGAAACUGCUAAACUAUAAGACUCAGCUGGUGAAAUCCCUGCAGCCCAAGAUCUACUGCCCGUUUGCUGGAUACUUCACUGAAGCGCAUCCUUCUGACAGGUACAUAAAGGAGACGAAUAUCAAGAACAGCCCAGAAGACCUGAACGAAUCCGUCAGGAAGAGCUGUCCAAACACCUUAACCUGGACACCUUUACCCGGUUCUGUCCUGGAUCUGGCCCUCGCGUUAAAUGACACAUCUAAAAGGAGUGCCAUCACUGAACCGCCCAGCGGUACAAAGAUCUAUAAGGACAGUUGGGACUUUGACUUGUAUGUGGAUGAACUGAAUGCUUCCAUUUCAGCUGAAAUCUUUAAACACAAAAGCUGGAUCCAGUACUAUUAUAACUGGGCAGGAUUUAAAGGCUACAAUCUGGUCAUUCGGGUCAUAGAGACGGAUGAUGAUUUCAAGCCUCUGGAUGGAGGUUACAACUAUCUGGUGGACUUUCAGGACCUUUCUUUCCCAGACACGCGCCCGGAGAGAGAUCACGCGUACGAGGAGAUUAAGAACAGAGUGGGCGUGAUGAGACACGUGGUUUUGAACGGGCUGCUAUGGGACGAUCUGUACAUCGGCUUCAAUAACAGAAUGAGUCGAGAUCCUGAUGUUUACCACCACAAGUUCUGGAAUCACUUUCAGACGGAGCUGCCACUAUCAGGGCCAGACUGGCAUCAUUUCCUUCAGACCGCCAGUGAAACAAUGGCGACCAUGGACUGUAAAAAAAGACUCUCUUCGCAGUACUUUGGGAUACAUCUGGUCUGA
This is a messenger RNA of Rhinichthys klamathensis goyatoka, 1810 nucleotides long. Its product is annotated as cytidine monophosphate-N-acetylneuraminic acid hydroxylase-like. Bases 11 to 1810 code for a protein of 599 amino acids. Gene Ontology annotation, molecular function: 2 iron, 2 sulfur cluster binding. NCBI's taxonomy places the organism in Eukaryota, Metazoa, Chordata, Actinopteri, Cypriniformes, Leuciscidae. The transcript has 15 exons. The record is from RefSeq and is a predicted model, not a curated record.